AUGCACAAGCCGCAACUUCCCUUGCUCGCUGCAUUUGGGGAAUCGACAGCAGAUGUGAGGCACCCACAUCACAACGCACGAGAAUCAUUGGAUGAGAACGAACGGCAAAUGCGUAAGCAAAUGCGAUUACACGCCCGAGUUUUCAAUGGUUGCCUCCUUUCAGUCACAUUGAUGCGGCCUGACACAGUAUGUUGGCAACCUUGGCUGUCCCCGUUGGCAAGGCAGAUAAUGCCAAUCACCUCCUCUGUCGCAGCAUUUUCUCUCAGCCGAUGGAUGCACAUAGGGACCUCAGGAGGACAGACAGCUAGAGCGAUGGACUUGGAGGACAAGGGCGGCAACGCUCAGUCAAGUUCGAGCCGACGUGCUGAGAGACCGUUGGACUCCGCAGACUACACCGUGGGUUGGAUAUGUGCAGUCACAACGGAGUAUGUUGCUGCGCAAGCCUUCCUCGACGAGAAGCACGGCAGACUGGAAUAUACGUCUCGCAACGAUAACAAUGACUAUACUUUAGGUAAAAUCGGGAAACACAACGUGGUUAUUGCUGUUUUGCCUCAAGGCGAAUAUGGCAUUUCCUCGGCAACCGGCGUCGCAAAAGACAUGCUACAUAGCUUCCCCAACGUCAGAAUUGGCCUCAUGGUUGGCAUCGGCGGUGGCGCGCCAAGUCAAAACCAAGACAUCCGUCUUGGCGACGUUGUGGUCAGUGCCCCCAGUGGUGGAAAUGGCGGCGUGUUUCAGUACGACUUUGGCAAAACGAUAGAUGGCCAAAGUUUCCAUACAACUGGCUUUCUAGACCAGCCGCCAAUCUUCCUCCGCACGGCGGUAAACGGACUCAGAUCCGACUAUGAGAUGGAAGGACAUCAGCUCGAACAGGCUAUAAACAAAGCUCUUGAAGCCAAGCCAAGGCUACGGAGGAAGUAUAAGCGACCAGACGCAAGUACCGACAGGCUGUAUCGAACUGGGUUCACCCACCCAGCAAACAAUGAGGCAAGCUGCGACGAGUGCUGCGGGAGCGAUUUAUCGAAAUUGAUACCAAGACGCGAGCGGAACGGGGAUGAGGAUGAUAACCCGGCCAUUCACUACGGCUUGAUUGCCUCCGCGAAUAGUCUGAUGAAGGACGCUUUCGUCCGAGAUAAACUUUCCGCAGAAAAAGGUGUUCUCUGUUUUGAAAUGGAAGCCGCAGGGUUGAUGAACCAGUUCCCUUGUUUGGUUGUUCGUGGUAUUUGUGACUACUCAGACACUCAUAAGAACAAGGAAUGGCAAGGAUACGCAGCAAUGGCGGCAGCUGCCUAUACAAAGGAUCUUCUAUACAGGAUCUUGCCAGACCAGGUUGUGGCUGAGAAGAAAAUCAGCGAUAUUCUGUCCGUAGAACUUCACGACAUUGCGAUGAAGCAAUUGGUUAGAAAGGCUAUCGGAAAAAGCCAAAACGUGUCAUCAGUUGUUCCGCCUACAGCCGGCGGUAGUGACGCCACAUACGAGUGGUAUAAGAACCGAGUAGAGGAAAGAGUCGAUGGCACAUGCCUGUGGUUUCUGAGACACAAGCAUUUCCAACAGUGGUUAAACCAGGACUCCGGCCCUUUGCUAGUCUCGGCCGAUCCUGGCUGCGGUAAGUCGGUGCUGGCUAGAUACUUGAUCGACGACUACCUGCCACGAUCGGCAACCAUUUGCUAUUUUUUCUUCAAAGACCAAGACCAGAACACCGUCCGACAAGCACUCUGCGCUCUGCUCCACCAGCUGUUCACUCACAAACACUGCCUACUUGGCCAUGCCAUGGCACAAUUCGACAAAGAUGGGCCAGGUAUGAUCAACUCCACACAAUCGCUCUGGAUUAUUCUUGAAAAUGCCAUUAAAGAUCCCCAAGCCGGAUCGGUUAUCUUGGUCCUAGACGCCCUGGACGAAUGCGCCGAGCCAGAUUUUAAAACCUUGAUGCGGAACAUGAAGAGCCAACUUAGCAGCGGCGAGAUAGGACAUGGUAAGUUGAAGUAUCUCCUAACAUCUCGCCCGUAUAAGCAGAUCAUGUCGGGUUUUCGCGAUCCCAGUCUGUUGGCUGCCUUUCCAAGUAUUCAUAUACCAGGAGAAGAGGAAUUGGAGACCAUCAGUCAGGAGGUGAAUCGCGUCAUUACAUAUCGUGUCAACCAGCUGUCCCACCACGUUUCACCUGGAAUCAAAAAUCUGCUUGUGCAAAAGCUGAUGGAGACAAGCCACCGCACGUACCUCUGGUUAUACCUUGUGUUUGACGACUUGAAGGACGAAGAUUUUACUAUGACACCAUCGGGAGUCAAAUCCGCUAUUGCAACACUUCCAAAGACUAUUUACGAGGCAUACGAGCGAAUUCUAAACAAAUGCAAGGAUAACCCAAUGGUUCGAAAAGCGUUGAGCGUUAUCUUGGUGGCAAAUCGACCUCUAACAGUCUCGGAAAUGAAUGUGGCGAUGAACGUGAACGAUGCAUCACAGUGCAUCUGGGAUAUAGAACUGGAGAAUGAAGACGAUUUUAGGUCGCGUCUUAGAUCCUGGUGUGGAUUAUUUAUCUCAAUCCAUCAUGAUAAGCUCUAUUUUCUUCAUCAAACAGCUCGAGAGUUCCUAUUAGCCGAUUUGACAUUGCCCGUCCAUAUCCCAUCGGAACGUCACUGGCAUCGGUCCUUCACUGCUAAAGGUGCACAAAUCGUUCUUGCAAAACUUUGCGUGCUUUAUUUCAGCAUUUUAAACUCCGGUUACAGGCAUUCUGAGGACGAGAUUACGAAUAGGGAAAAGAAGCUCAUAGUUGAUCGUUUCGCCUUCCUAGAAUAUGCAGUGGGGAACUGGGACAUUCACUUUCGGCAAGCUGAUAUUGUGGACGGCAGCGAAAUGGUGCCAUUGGCGUUGACAGUCUGUGACCUGGACUCAAGGAUCCAUGCGGUCUGGGUCAAAGGCUACUGGAAGCACAGAGGUGUGGCGCCUGAGAGUAUGACCAGGCUUAUGGUGUCUUCAUAUCUUGGGCUUGAUGCCGUUGUCAGGCUGGUGCUUGCAGUGGGCGUGAGCCUUGAGGCCAAAGAUACCAGGUAUGGCCGUACUCCACUUUCAUGGGCUGCUUGUGAAGGACAUGCGAGCAUCGUCAGUCUGCUUCUGGAGAGAGGUGCAGUUAUCGAUACAACGGACAGGCAUGGUCGAACGCCUCUGUCGCUGGCAGCCGAAAAUGGGCGCGAGACUGUUGUCAAACUGCUACUCGAGAAGGAGGGAGUUGACAAAAAUUCACGAUCAAGCGGUUCAUUUGAUGGCGGACGUUCUCCAUUGUCGUACGCUGCUCAGAACGGCCAUGAACAAGUGGUAGACAUCCUUCUCUCGCGUCGAAACAUUGUGGUUGACUCAGAGGAUAGAAGUGGCAAGACGCCGUUAACGUAUGCCGUUGCUGCGACCAAUAGCCGCAUCGCUCGUGCGCUAAUUAACCGAGGUGCCAGUGCUUCGAGGACUGACUUCGACCGGAAGGGCAUGCUCCAUCAUGCAAUCAACGCCGACUCUGAGCUUGGCGAAGUAGAGUUGCUCGUAAAGCUGGGUGCCCCUACCAAGUCGGAAGACAACGCUAACAUGACACCAUUGCAUUAUACUGUUAGAUUCGCAAGACGCGAUAUUGCUGAGCUACUUUUGCGGUAUAAUGUGCCUGUGAAUACUGCGGUUCACAGGAGAUUGUGGACUCGCGAAUUUGAAGUUGGCAAUUAUAUAUGGAAGCCGGAAGCCGUGGAACCGGCUGUUUCUUCUGAAGCUAAGAGUGGUCUUACCGCACUGCAUUGUGCUGCUUUGGUUGGCCAAGAUACAAUGGUUUCUUUCUUCCUUUGUAACAAAGCAAACAUAAAUGCACUUUCGGACUAUGGAGAGACUGCUCUCCACCUCGCCCUUGCGGCCACCGUGGAAGGGACGCGGUAUGAAGAUUAUUGGACGAGUGUCGAUUGGAAAGUCGAGGCUGUAUUGGACAUCAUCGAUGUGACGGACAACGAUGAAUUUGCCAGAGCCCAGCAUGACAUCCUGAAUCGUCGGAUGGCGGUGCUUGAUGUACUGCUUAACGACCCAGAAAUAGACAUCAGCAUCAGGGAUCAUAAAGGAGAAACGGCAUUGCAUAAAGUUCGAUACGGAAAUUUCGGGUCAAGUCGGUUGGUCGAAAGACUGCUCCAAAUGAAUGGAGAGUCUAUAUGCCGGUGUCGGGAUAACAGGACGCCUCUGCAUCUCGCAUGUGCGAAGCAAGAUGUGCAAUCGGUAUCCUUGUUGGCGCCACGUUCGCAACUUGCACCUUCAGACCCAGAGGGGCAAAAUGCUCUUCAUUUCGCUAGCACCAGUGCAUGUGUGGAAACUAUGACGGAAGUCAUCCGUGUAUGUGAAAGGCAAGGUAUUUGA
This is a messenger RNA of Pochonia chlamydosporia 170, 4359 nucleotides long. RefSeq names its product WD-repeat protein. The coding region runs from base 1 to 4359 and encodes 1452 amino acids. Gene Ontology annotation, molecular function: protein binding; catalytic activity. The transcript is spliced from 4 exons. Gene Ontology annotation, biological process: nucleoside metabolic process. The record is from RefSeq and is a predicted model, not a curated record. NCBI's taxonomy places the organism in Eukaryota, Fungi, Ascomycota, Sordariomycetes, Hypocreales, Clavicipitaceae.